AUGGCAUCAUCAAGGGCUCUCACCUCAACCUUAUCUCUCGUUAGGAUGAUCUCUCCACUGAAUGCCUCUCCAGUUUUGGUUCGUUCCUUUGGCUCGUCCGCUCGUGACCACGAUUCCGAGCCAGAACAUUCCGACUCCGACCACAAUUCUGAUUCAGAUUCAGAAAACUGUUCUGGCUCGGACUCCGACUGCAAUUCCGAGUCCGAUGAAGAAAACAAUUCCGAUUCCAACUCUGAUUCCGAGUCAGACGGUUCAGAUUAUUCGCACACCGAAGUGGCUCCUCCACCCGAAGUUUGUGGUCUGGUGAAUCCAUUUCUGAAAGACGGGCCGGCGAUUCCCUUCAAUGUGAUGAAAACUGAUGAAGCUAUGUAUGCGAGGUUGAACGUGCCGGGAAUCGGAAAGGAAGGGCUGAAGAUGUGGGUUGAAGACGACGCUCUCCACGUCAAGGGAGCGGAAGUGGUGGAUGAUCCUCGAUCUCCAUUGGCCAAGGACGGCCCGAGGAACUACUCCGGCGACAUUGAUCUCCCGGAACGCUACAAGGCGGCGGAGAUCGAUGCUGAACUCAAAAACGGUGUGCUGAAGAUCACGGUCCCACUCGAGGAGAAGAAAGAUGUCAUCAAUGUCAAAGUUAAAUAA
This is a messenger RNA of Cornus florida, 636 nucleotides long. Its product is annotated as heat shock 22 kDa protein, mitochondrial-like. The transcript has 2 exons. The coding region runs from base 1 to 636 and encodes 211 amino acids. Lineage: Eukaryota; Viridiplantae; Streptophyta; Magnoliopsida; Cornales; Cornaceae. The record is from RefSeq and is a predicted model, not a curated record.